AUGCCGACAGGGUGCGUAUCGACACAGAACCCGGGCACGCCCCGGCAUGGUCAGCGACAGUCUCAUCUUCUGAUGAUCAGCCUCGGUUGGACUGAAUUGGCAGAGAGGGGUAUGGGUCUGAACCCGGGUGAUCUCAGCGGCUCUGCAGGGCACGAGUCAGGGUGUUCGAUAGAAGCGACGGAGUCUUUCUCAAUGUGUGGGGGACAAAAUCUCGGGGGAUCAGCCUCACUACCAGACACGAACCGGGCGCACCACGGCCGCUCUGAUUGGCGCUGGGCGUCGCAACAUCGGUCUGUUCUAUCGCGACAAGCAUUCUGGUGGAACUUGGAGGAGUUCUGCAUCGACAGGUCAAGGGGUGUGAUUGUGUCGAGUCCUGAGCGUCGAUGGCUCUCCCUCAAGCCAGGCCGAAAUGCCAUCGACAAAUAUGUCUUGAGCACUCCGUUCUCAACGAGGCAUGUCCGAGCGGGGAGGCUGAGCUGCAUGACACUAAAUGCCGCUAAAAACAUAACAAGACUGGUCAUCGUUGGCCCUGCUUUGCCCGUAGCCCCAGCGCUGUCGCUGAUUGUCGGUGGAUGCGCCAACUCGCGUGUCUCUCGGGACAACUGGGUCCUCGUCCCACAUACCAACUCGCCAGCCCCAUAA
Molecule: messenger RNA, 642 nt
Organism: Penicillium alfredii
Lineage: Eukaryota; Fungi; Ascomycota; Eurotiomycetes; Eurotiales; Aspergillaceae
Exons: 1
Coding region: 1-642 (213 amino acids)
Source: RefSeq, a predicted model, not a curated record